AUGCCAUCUUAUUUAAUGAUGAUAAAAACUCUUCUAAAUGUAUUUUAUUUUCUAUUUAUUACAUUACUGUUUCAUCCACUGUUUAUCGCAUUCAGUAUCCCUGUUCUUCUAUUCAUUAUUAUAAGUCGUUUAUCAUCACAUGGUACUCGUCAUGUAGAAGAAGUUGAUCUUUUAUGGCUUAAGAGUUUGUCAUCAGUUGACAGCAUUCGUUUGGUUUGGUGUGAUCCAUGCCUAGAAACAGAAUAUGAAACUGAAAAGCUUUUACGUACGAUUGAUCCUGCUCUUGUACUUAUUACUGAUCCAUCAUUAUGUGACAUGAUGGUUAAGAAACUUCAUCAUGAUGAAUGUAAAUCGAUCUUUCUGGUUUUGUCUGGAUCUGUGGCCGACGAACUAUUAAUUCGUGUCACGCCCAAUGUGCAUACGAUUUUCAUCUUUUGUUUCGAUCAAACAAAAUAUUCAGAUCUAAAAAGUCGACCCAAAAUUGAUAUAAUCUCUGAUUCCCCUUCGAUAUUAAUUGAACGUAUUAAAUAUUGCUGGUCUUCCGUCGAACGUCUUUAUGUCACUGAACAUGAACAACAAUCACUACGAAAUCUGACGAAAGAAAGAGCCACAUUCAUAUGGUUUCAUGUACUGCGUAAUGUCAUUCGUCACUUUAAAAAAUCACCUCAAGCUAAAAGUGAUAUGAUGGAACGUUUUCAGGAGUACUAUCAAAGCAAUCCGAAGCAACUUGAAAGAUUGUUCGAUUUCGCUAAUACCUAUGAAUCCGACUACGCUCUAUGGUGGUAUACACAGCCUAGUUUCAUAUCAGAUAUUAUCAAUAAGACUCUUCGUGCUCGUGAUAUCGAUGCAUUGUUCAGUUUGCGAUAUUGUAUUGUGGAUCUAUGUCAAUUACUGGAAGAAUUACCACGUCCAACAGAACACUUGAUUGUCUAUCGUGGUGUUCUAAUGGAUCGAGAUAAAUUUGAAAAAAUGAAAGAAACAAUGGGAAAAGGUGAUCUUGUAUCGACACGUGGAUUCUUGUCAACGGCACGAAAUCGCAAAAUCGUCGAACAUUUUGGGUCAAAUGAUAAUCAUGAUCCGAAUAAAAUCGAGAUCAUAUAUGAAAUUGAUGUGCCUGUUGGUUUAGAACGUAUUAUAUGUGCUGAUAUUAAACCAUUUAGUCAAUUUGAAAAAGAAGAAGAAAUCCUGUUUGACCUUGAUUCUAGUUUUGAACUUAUCAAAAUCGUGAGAGAUCCAGAGAAAGAGGAUCGUUGGAUCAUUCAACUUCAGGCAAGUGAUAAAGAUGGUUUACAUGUUCUAUCGCGAGUCGAUCGUGGCAUAGCCAUGAAUCAUAUUGGCCAUGCAUGGCAUAAUAAGGGUGACUAUGACCGUGCACUUCAAUGGUUUAAUUCCGCAUUAGCCAUUCAACAGCAAGAACCCGAACUCACUUAUCAUAUGGCUAUGACAAUGAACAACAAAGGCGUAUUGCUCAUGAUGGCUGGCAAAUGGCAGCUAGCAUUUACUGCAUUUGAGCAUGCAGCAGAUAUUACCAGUCGAUUAAGUUUUUACGACGACUUAGCGAGUGCCUUCGGGAACAUGGGUGCGAUCAAGGAUCAAAUUGGAGAAUACGAGGAAGCACUUAACCUAUAUCGGCGAGCAGGUGAAGCUUUACAAGCGGCCGGCAUUCACAAGGAUCAUCCGAGUGUGGCAGAAAAUGAGAUGAAAAUUGCAUUUGUCUAUAUGAACCAGGCACGAUGGAACGAUGCACUUGAUACGCUGUACAAAGUGAGGGACAUCCGUGAACGUAUAUUGCCUGCUUCUCAUGCUGACAUGGGCCGAACAUGGUUUACCAUUGGUCUUGUGCUACGCAAUCAACAACGUUAUGACGACGCACUUGAACAUAUGAAGCGAGCACUGGCAAUCUAUGAACGUGCCUAUAGUUAUGAACAUCCAAAUAUUGCUAAUACAUACAACUCCAUGGCUAACUUGAAGGCCAUACAGGAUCAGUAUGCCGAAGCACUGCCUUUCUACGAACAGGCAAAAGAAAAAUUUCGACAAUUCUAUGGAACCAAUGAACAUCCCGACAUUGCUCGCGUACUCAACAACAUGGGCCAAGCACAUCGUCAUCUUGGUCAUUUAUCAGAAGCACUUGAUUAUUUCGGUAAAGCUUUACAUAUGAGAGAAGUCACACUAGGAGCCAAUCAUCCAGACACAGCCACAACAUUGGUCAAUUUAAGUUUAGCCUAUCGAGUGAUAGGUGAUUUAAAGAGUGCACUUGAAUACGCGCAACAUGGUCUGAACAUUCGACGAGAUAAAUUGCAACCAGAACAUGAAGAUCUCAUAGAAACAGAAAAUUUUGUUGUUCAACUUAAACAGGAGAUUCUUGCUCUUGAUCAGGAGCAAAAUGCAGAUAAUGCAAAGGACGGGGGCGCAUAA
This is a messenger RNA of Rotaria sp. Silwood1, 2415 nucleotides long. Lineage: Eukaryota; Metazoa; Rotifera; Eurotatoria; Philodinida; Philodinidae. The record is from the annotation of a GenBank genome assembly.